Molecule: messenger RNA, 357 nt
Organism: Coniosporium apollinis CBS 100218
Lineage: Eukaryota; Fungi; Ascomycota; Dothideomycetes
Exons: 1
Coding region: 1-357 (118 amino acids)
Source: RefSeq, a predicted model, not a curated record
AUGGAAUCCCACCAGGAUAGCAACACAUACGGGCGCCAUCGGCAGGCCGCCGACGAAGAUCGCCCAGAUUCAGUACGGGGACCUGACUAUCACCUCUACCACUCCGUACCGCGCAUCUUCGACCGCACAAGGCAAGCACAGUCUACCUUCUGUAUCGGCGCCAACUCCGGUAUUGAGACAGGACAUACAGCGGGGGCGGAUAAGUUCAUCGUCGAUGCGAUCGUUAUCAACGAUGCCCAUGGACGACAAGAUCCUACGGAUACGGAAAACAAGGCUCAUGAAGACAUCGCAGCCAUCCUCAGCAGAUUUAUACAGCAAGCGGCUGUCAGGGACUGCAACGCCAGUCACAAGGGGUGA